Sphenostylis stenocarpa is the source of this 930-nucleotide messenger RNA. The record is from the annotation of a GenBank genome assembly. Lineage: Eukaryota; Viridiplantae; Streptophyta; Magnoliopsida; Fabales; Fabaceae.
AUGACUCAGAUACAUCAUAUGAUCCAAAACCACUCAUACAGCUAUAUGAUGGAUGGCACUGAGAUCAAGUCAUCAGUUGAUGUAAUCGCAUGUGGUUCCUUGAACAAUACAAACAACCCCGCCACCACAACCAUCACCAACCCACCACAUUCACGAUUACCAUUGUUGACCAAGAUCCAUGCUGGUUACUUUUUCGUAUGCCUUUCCUUUGGUGCACAAGCUUUGCUGUGGAAGAGUUUGAGUAAACACAACAAGGACUCAAACACCCUCUGGCACGGAUUCAAUCUGAUGCCUUCCGUUGCAUUUCUACUACUUUGGUGCGUGGCACUGCUCACUGCCACUACUUUAUCUUUACUUUUCCUGCUCAAGUGCAUCUUGCACUUUGAUACGGUGAAGGAGGAGUUCUCACACCAUACUGGAAUGAACUGCAUGUAUGCUCCUUGGAUUUCUUGGCUUCUCAUGCUUCAAUCAGCACCCAUGAUCGUUCACACAACUUGCUAUUACAAAGUUCUUUGUUUGGCUUUUUCCUUUGUAAUAUUUCUGAUUGAUCUUAAACUUUAUGGACAAUGGUUCACUACCAAAAAGCAGUUUCUGUCUACUGUGGCAAACCCUACUAGCCAGGUUUCGGUUAUAGGGAACUUGGUAUCAGCUCAAGUUAUUGCAGAAAUUGGUUGGAAAGAGAGUGCAGUUUUAAUGUUCUCACUCGGAUUGGUAUUCUAUUUAGUUAUAUUUAUAACGCUAUAUCAGCGUCUGACAGUACUAAGACCAGGUUACUUCUUGUUUAUUGCUGCACCAAGCGUAGCAAGUUUAGCCUGGAAAUCCAUCUCAGGUGCUUUUGUCACCCCAUCAAAGAUGCUCCUCUUUCUGUCUUUGUUCCUUUUUAUGUCUCAGGUAACGUUCUUUUCUGAUUUCAAUAUUCUAGAGCUUUAA